Myiozetetes cayanensis is the source of this 4285-nucleotide messenger RNA. RefSeq names its product haloacid dehalogenase-like hydrolase domain-containing 5. NCBI's taxonomy places the organism in Eukaryota, Metazoa, Chordata, Aves, Passeriformes, Tyrannidae. Gene Ontology annotation, biological process: glycerophospholipid biosynthetic process. The transcript has 8 exons. The coding region runs from base 51 to 1331 and encodes 426 amino acids. The record is from RefSeq and is a predicted model, not a curated record. Gene Ontology annotation, cellular component: mitochondrion.
CUGGCCGGGCCGGGCGGGUCCCUGGCACGGCGGGUCCCUCACAGCCCGCCAUGCGCCGGGCGGUGCCGCCGCUGCGCGCCCUGCGCGGGGCCGCCCGCGGGCUCUGCGGGGGGACAGCGCUCAGUGCGCUGCCCUCCUUUGGGUUCCUGUUUGACAUCGAUGGGGUGCUGGUGCGAGGGAAGACUCCGAUUCCUGCUGCCAGAACAGCCUUUCAAAAGCUCGUGAACUCUCAGGGACAGUUCUUGGUGCCUGUGGUGUUUGUCACCAAUGCAGGGAAUUGCCUUCGCCAGAAAAAAGCUGACCAGUUGUCUCAUCUGCUGGGAGUUCCAAUUUCCCAAGAUCAGGUGAUGAUGUCACACAGUCCCCUGCGGAUGUUCAAGCGUUAUCAUGAGAAAUGUGUCCUGGUGUCUGGACAAGGACCACUUCUUGAUAUUGCUCAAGACCUUGGUUUCUGUCAGCCCAUCACCAUCGAAACUCUGCGGGAGAAGCACCCACUCCUGGAUGCAGUUGACCAUGACAGAAGACCCAACGUUCUGUCCCCCUCUGCUGUGGAGCUUCCCAAGAUUGAGGCUGUGGUGCUGUUUGGGGAGCCAGUCAGAUGGGAAACCAGCCUGCAGUUGAUAAUAGAUGUUUUGCUGACCAGUGGCUAUCCUGGAAAUCCCUAUCACCAUGAAAACUACCCUCACAUUCCUGUGCUUGCCUGUAACAUGGAUCUCAUGUGGGUAGCUGAAGCACAGUCUCCAAGGUUUGGGCAUGGGACAUUCAUGGUUUGUUUGGAGAACAUUUACAAGAAGAUCACUGGCAGGGAGCUGAAGUACGAGGCGCUGAUGGGCAAGCCCAGCAGGCUGACGUACCUGUACGCCGAGCAGCUGCUGCGAGCGCAGGCCCUGCACAGGCCCUGGCACCAGCCCAUCCACACCCUCUAUGCUGUGGGAGACAAUCUCAUGACGGACGUCUACGGUGCCAACCUUUACAACCGCUACCUUGAGGAGAACUCCAGGAAGGGCUCCAAGCCCCGGCUCCAGGCCCAGGUUUCUGGUGGCAGAGGCUCUGCUGCGCUCCCUCAGGACGAGGACAUGGAGCAGGGCUGGGAGAACCAGCUGGCACCUGCAGCUGCUGCCCACUGCAGGUCUGUCCUGGUGUGCACCGGGGUGUACAACCCCCACUCCCAGGUGCCCUUGGAGGCCAGGGACAGCCUCAGGGAAGCCGUGUUCCAUGGCCACAGAGAUUUUAGGUUUGAUCCUGGUUUAGUAGAACCGGAUCACAUUGUUCCAGAUGUCGAUGCUGCUGUAGACCUGGUCUUCCAGCUGGAGAACUUUGCACCUAAUUGAGGUGAUGUGAUUUCUUAAGGACCACUCAGUGACUGUGCUUUUCUUCCCCAAAAACAAGCUGUGCUUUAUAAUAGCACCACAAACUGCUGCCUUCUAAAACUUUUUAACUUCUACAUUAAUGCGAUCUUACAUUAGCUGUGCUUAUUAGUAGUACAUAUAGAUAUAUUAGUAUGUUUAACUAUAUUAAAUAUCAAUAAUGCUUUUUAUAGUACUUCAAAGUAUGUAAUUUCUGGCUUUUGUUCCCUUUAUUGUCCUCCUCUUCAUUAUGUUAGGUAUUUUAAUAGCAAUAUUUCAUAGUAGGCUAUUCAUGUCACUGGUACUUAAAUUCCCCCAUGACAGUAUCUUGUUUGCUUGCAGAUUUAGCCUGUAGGUAUUUGGGAUCUUCAGGGUAUCACAGCAGGGUUUGUUGGCAUCAGCCUCAGUGUCGAAUGGGCUGGUACAGCACAACACUGCUGGCUCUUCUGCAAGCAAGGGGUGCUAUCCUAAACUAGAGUGGAGUUCCAGUCUGUUCCGCUGGGGACUUGCUCACAUCUAACCCUGCUGCUGCCUUGCUGUUGGUUUGUUUUCCCAUGUGUCUGGAGUUGCUAUUUCCUCUCUCUGAUGUGUAAAGCCUUAACAGAACUGCCCAUGGAGGUUGGGGAAGGCUGACUUGGUACUGCCGUGUUGGAACUCCAGCUGAGCACAGUCCUGUGAGGAAAGCAGCCAACACUGGGCACAAUACCUGCCCUUUUUGUCUUUGCCUUUCUAUCUGCACUUUGUUUUGAGGAACUGAGGGUCUUAGAAAGCUUUAGCAAUUUUGUUUCAGGUGUUUCUGUGAGUUGGACUUUACCACUGAAUGAAUGACUACUGCUUGGCCAAAAAGUGCCUCAUAAUUUACUUGAAGCCUCAUACCACUGUGGUAAUUAUCUGGCCUUUAGUGUAAUAUAUUUCAUCUUGUGUCCAUGUUUUGUGUUGUUUGGUUCAUGGAUUUUAUAGUUGUUCAUUUAGAAAAACCCAAAAAAGUAAUUUAAUUUAUGUUAUUUUUGUAAAAUACUUCUAAAUAUUGUGAUCCAAGAGAUGUCUUUGAAAAUAUUUCUGUGCUAAUAAGCAUUGACAGACAGAUGGUGGCACAGGGUGAAAUGACUUCCUGGCCAACUUCUUCACUGCUUAUUAUCCCAGCAGCAACAUCUGAAAACUCACACCAUGAAGAGAACACAGCUGCUAUGGGAGUCACAUUUUGGUGUGUUUUCCCUGUUUGCAAACCACCCUAAUCCCCCUCUCCACUGUCAGGAUCGUUGAUUUAUCACUCAUAACGUUUUGUAAGUAGCUGUCAACACAUCUUGCUGGAUGCAGUUUCAGAACACUGCUCUAAAUGUUUAUUUCCUGUUUCUUGAAAAAGUAUUUACAGCAGCACAUUCUUGCCUUUUUACCGGUACAAUAAACAGAUAUCUCCUGUUUCUUUAGCACUUUCUGUAAUACACCAAGUAUUUGCAAAGUAUGCCAAAUCUCUCUCAGUAAUGAUUGUACUUUUGUAACAUGUCAGGAUGACUUGAAGUUGUAUUGUUUCAGUACUAAAUCACAUGUCAGAGCUCUAACUACUGCGAGAGUCAGUGAAGCAAGGAAUAAAAAUGUUGGAAGUGUCUUUAAUGUGAUUGUUUGUAUUAAGGUAUGACUGAGCCCCAGGAGGGAAGGAUCUGCAGCUGGAUCACCACAAAAAGAAAUAGGCACUUGUUGCCACAGGUGAUGGACAAAAUAGAUUAAUAUAUAUGGGUAUUGCUAUAAAACAAGAGAAAUGUGAGUGUAGUAGACACCUGUGUUAUACCAGGAGGCUUGGCAAAGAUUUUGGUGACAUGUCCUGAAAAUUAAUUUUUAAAGCAAGGAUAUAGUGAAUUAUCAUUGCAAAAAAGUACCAUAAAACAGUGCCUCAGAACUACCACUGUAAUUUCUAACAUUUCCUGCUGUGGUAUUUUAAAAUGAAAUGUAGUGGUUCUUCAUUAGUCUAGCUAAGAUGUGGAAAUACUUUGAGGAAACCUCAAUCUGUAGUAUGGAAAAUGUGGAUUUUUUCAGAGUUCUUAAGUAAAACUGAGUUUUGUAUAAUGUUCUUUCCAAUUAUUCAGCUAAGAGUGAGAUGAAUUAAUAUUAUCUUGGAUAAGGAAAAGAAGACUAAGACCCUGUCUUAACAUUUUCUCUCCUUUCCUUGACUCGUCUUACUUGGAUUUUCACUUAACCUUCUUUAACAUUGAUUUCAGUUUUGGCAUUUACCGCUUUGAAACGGAGAGUGUUUCCCACAUGUUCUGUUCAGUGUAUUUCGGUCAGAACACAGGGGAGCUACUGGAUGUUACAAUACUUCUUUCAAGUUUAAACUGUCCUGUUGGAACACCUAAGUGUCCAGGAUGCACAGAAGGUGAUCACUGAAAUCACUUUUAAAAACACUUCUGAGGAUCUUGCAGAAGUUUCUUGUGAGUAGAACUUGUGCUUUGUGAGUAGUGUGUUUAUUCUUGAUACCUUUUGUUCUGUUAAAGACAAAAAACAUCUCAAAAAAACCUUCGAGAAGGCAUCCUGUAAUUAUUUUGGCUAAUACAAAAUGUAGAGGAUUUUAAACUACAGUCAUGUAUUGUCUUCAGUAUCACAUAUUUUUCUUUAGAAGCCUUUUUCAAUUAAAGGUAUUGUAUUGAGGAAUGUAUGAGAAAUUUUAAGAAAAACAAAUUUUCAGAUACCUCCACUUUGAUAUAAAGAACCCCAAGUUGCAUUUCAAAUGAAUCAUGUCAAAAUUGAAUACUCAUAAUGAAAGGAAUAAUCAAUCUGUAGUACAUUAUACAUUUAUAAAAUCAGUGUAAUGCAGCUAUUGAUGUGUUAUGGGAUAAUCUUUUCAAAUUGUAGGUUUUUUUAGUUAGGGGUCAUAUCCAGGCAGCUCGUCUUAAAGAUGUCAGUAAUUCACGGUAAUCUGUUGUAGCGUUUUGUAGUAAUUUAUUUCU